Messenger RNA from Lontra canadensis (Northern American river otter), 615 nucleotides. RefSeq names its product myosin light chain 10 (gene MYL10). The transcript is spliced from 7 exons. The coding region runs from base 40 to 546 and encodes 168 amino acids. Lineage: Eukaryota; Metazoa; Chordata; Mammalia; Carnivora; Mustelidae. Gene Ontology annotation, molecular function: calcium ion binding. The record is from RefSeq and is a predicted model, not a curated record. Gene Ontology annotation, cellular component: mitochondrion; cytoplasm.
CUGGCGGUACAGCUCCUGAGUCCAGGAGCCGGAGGGGAAAUGGGGGCACCCAGAAGAGCCCGCAAGAGAGCGGAAGGUGGUGCUAGCUCCAAUGUCUUCUCCAUGUUUGAUCAGUCCCAGAUCCAGGAGUUUAAAGAGGCCUUCACCAUCAUGGACCAGAACCGGGACGGCUUCAUCGACAAGGAGGACCUGAGGGACACCUUUGCCGCCUUGGGCCGCAUCAAUGUGAAGAACGAGGAGCUGGAAGCCAUGGUGAAGGAGGCGCCUGGACCCAUCAACUUCACGGUCUUCCUGACCAUGUUUGGGGAGAAGCUGAAGGGUACGGACCCCGAGGAGACCAUACUCCAUGCCUUCAAGGUGUUUGACACUGAAGGGAAAGGUUUCGUUAAGGCUGAUUUCAUCAAAGAGAAGCUCAUGACCCAGGCCGACCGGUUCAGUGAGGACGAGGUCAAGCAGAUGUUUGCGGCUUUCCCGCCAGAUGUGUGCGGUAAUCUGGACUACCAGAACCUGUGUUACGUCAUCACGCAUGGAGAGGAGAAGGACUAGCAGGCCAGGGACCCCCCCACCAACAUUCGGAGGUAGCAAACUCCUGUGGUGUUUUGGGGGUGACCCCUG